Messenger RNA from Suillus subalutaceus, 549 nucleotides. RefSeq lists its product as uncharacterized. Gene Ontology annotation, molecular function: RNA binding. Gene Ontology annotation, cellular component: catalytic step 2 spliceosome; U2 snRNP; precatalytic spliceosome. Gene Ontology annotation, biological process: mRNA splicing, via spliceosome. Lineage: Eukaryota; Fungi; Basidiomycota; Agaricomycetes; Boletales; Suillaceae. The record is from RefSeq and is a predicted model, not a curated record. The annotation marks the transcript as partial. The transcript is spliced from 4 exons.
AGCGUCGUUCGGGAAAUAAACAAGAUUAAUGAACGUGAACUCGAACUCGGGAUUUCAGGAUCAUGGCAUGAUGAAUAUAAGGAUUCUGCGUAUGUAUUUAUCGGUGGUCUGCACCUUGACUUGACUGAAGGUGACGUGAUCACCAUAUUUUCCCAGUAUGGGGAAGUUAUGGACGUCAAUCUCCCUCGGGACAAAACGACUGGGAAAACAAGGGGAUUUGCCUUCCUCAUGUAUGAAGAUCAAAGGUCCACGGUGCUGGCUGUCGAUAACCUCAAUGGUGCCAACGUGCUGGGUAAGACGCUGCGUGUGGACCACGUAAAGAACUAUAAACAGCCAAAGGUGAAAGGCGAAGAUGGAGAAUGGGAAGAACCCGAAGAACAGAGUCUGAAUGCCAAGCCAGAGAUGGUCAUGGAGGGAGGUCAAGCAUCGGAUUCAGACGCGUCUUCGGUUAUUUCCAUUGAUCCGGAAGACCCCAUGCGUGACUACAUCCUGGCACAGAGGAAAGAAGAAAAAGCUCUAAAGAAAUCUAAAAAAUCCAAAAAAUCAAAG